This is a messenger RNA of Penicillium expansum, 1365 nucleotides long. RefSeq lists its product as uncharacterized. The transcript has a single exon. Lineage: Eukaryota; Fungi; Ascomycota; Eurotiomycetes; Eurotiales; Aspergillaceae. The coding region runs from base 1 to 1365 and encodes 454 amino acids. The record is from RefSeq and is a predicted model, not a curated record.
AUGCCUCAAAUCUCAAACACUCCAGAAUCUUUGCUUCCUCGCUCGGAUUCUCGAAACCCAGCGACAACAUGUAGAGGCAUAACCGCCCAAGGUCGGCCCUGCCGCCGCUCUUUAGCAUCUCCGAAUCCAUCGACUGCUUCUAAUCCUCGAAAGAAGGAUCCUCGCCAAGAAGCUAUAGAUGUGGCAUCUUUGUACUGCUGGCAGCACAAAGAUCAGGACUCUUCGGCGAAUCCCCCUACGGCUGUCAUCACCCCGGCUAAGACGAGGACAAGCAUCGAUACAUUAAUGGAUCGACUGGGUGUGCUAGAAAUAAACGAUGAUCCAGUCUCCCAAGGGCCAAAACCUCCCCAUAAAAGGCGGACAAAUCAAAGUAGGCCCAGUGAAAAGCGUCGGCCGAAGAAAAAGACUAUUUUCUGUUGCUUCCAAAUCUUGGAGGACAGCGGCGAGGAUGACAAGCCCACCUCAGUUCAGCGGCCCAAACCUCCUCGCCCGACAAGUGGUGUUUCGGCUUCUGCAAAUUCGAGCCAAAAGAUCAAACUGCCUGCCUCAGCCGGAAAGCCGCAGCAUGCACAAGUGUCACCCACUCCUCCGAUAUCCCGGCCGUCUUUGUCGGACACGGGGAAGCCUUCUUUCCCACAAACACAAUCCUUGUCAUCGUGGAUUCCGUCCACGCUUUCCCCACAGACAACAUCCAUUCUUACCACAGAACUAGCAAAACCAAUCUCCAGUGCCGACGACGAAGGCUAUAUCUAUAUGUUCUGGGUGACGCCCCAAACAACUACCACAACACGGAGUGCUGAAUCCGCAGUACCGCGAGACAUAGCAUCUUCUCUGCUACCCCAAGCCCCACAAAGUAGCAACCACCUCCGCCCACCCACCCAGCCACGCAGCGUUAGCGAAGCAAUCCGUGCAGCACAAGACCUCAAUGCCCUCACCUCUAACCCAACACCAACCACGCCCGGAACGCUCCGGCUGAAAAUCGGACGCACAAGCAAUGUGCACCGUCGACUCGCUGAAUGGAGUAAACAAUGCUCUUAUGACUUGACGUUGAUCCGUUACUACCCUUAUACGCCAUCAUCAUCCUCGUCACCAUCCCCUACUAGGGUGCCCCCAUCCCACAGUAGCCGGAAUAGGGCUCCUUCCGCCUCUUUAGUACCGGGAAGGAAAGUUCCGCAUGUGCAUCGCGUGGAACGGCUCAUUCACCUGGAGCUAGCGGCUCUCCGUGUUCGAGACUUAGGACAAUGUCCUGAGUGCGGGAAGGAGCAUCGGGAAUGGUUUGAGGUCGAGGCGGAGAAAGAGUCGCUAAGGAGAGUGGACGAGUGUAUUCGACGAUGGGUCUCCUGGGCCGAGUCGAUGGCACCCUAA